AGUGAGAGAGCAAAGAAGAAGGAAUCAAAAGAAGCUUUGAAGCUAUGGCGUUCGCCGAGAGAACUGAGACGAAGACGACGCUGCUUCCACUUCUUCAUAAGCAAGUAGGAAAUGAUGAGCUGAAACCACCGCCUGCUGGAUCCGCCAUGACUAAGAAAGGAGCUUAUGCUGCUGUUUCUUAUAUGGCUUCCGCUGGUUCUUCUUUUUCACUUUCUCCUUCCAUGUUUCUAUGCUGUUUUAGGAUUUAUUCUACGUUUGGAAUAUUGCAUGGAAACUAGAAAUACUCUCCUCUGCAUUUUUGUUCCAUACGUUUAGUGACAACGAGGCCUAUCUUUGCCAUAGUAUGAUAUUGUUCGAUUUAAACGUAAACUCUUAUGACUAUGCUUUUGGUUUCACAAUAAAAUUUUCCAUACCAAUGGAUAUAGUUGUCUGCAUUUCCAACAUCCUUCCCUCAUCGAGCCUGAUAGUCAUCCUUCUGUCUAACUCUUAUCUAGACUAACUCCUCUCACUGGAGCACACCAUUCAAGUCUCAUUCGACACUUAAGGAUCCUAACGGCACAUUUAAGUUACGAGCAUGAAUCAUAUACCAAUUUUUAGUGUCAAAAAUGCCUCUAGAUAUCUUCAUACAAGUGUGAUAUUGUCAACUUUGGGCUUCAAGACUGGUGACAUUGCUUUUGGUUUCACCUUAAAAGGUCUUGUACAAAUGAAGAUAGUUUUCUGCAUUUGUAACAGUCCAUACUUCAAAUACCACUUGUUUGUUCCUAUUUUCACUUUUGGAUUCUUCCUAAUCACUUUGGCAUGCUUUGAGGAAUGAGGAAAGAAAGAAAUUGACAAAGUGACGACAGAUGUGUGGAACAACAACUGAAUUUCUCAUUAUUUCACUUAAAAGUCUUGUUUUCAUUUCAGAAAAGGGAGGGGUGGGACAAAAAUAUGUAUGUUUGAUUUUGUAGAUAGUGCUGUUUGAUUUUUGAAGAAUGUUUGGAUGAAUCUUCGCUUCAGUUUGAGAGAACAAUAAUAUACUGAGUGUAUGUUAUAUUAACUGAAUCGUGAUGGAUUGCGUUGGAAACUGGAGGAGGAUCGCUUUCACAGUGAGAGAGAAACACAAACACCAAAUUAUUUGAGAUCAUCAUUGUUUAAGGCUUGUUUGGAAUGACUUUCUACAACUUAGUUUGACUACUAGACUUUUCAAAGUGCCUAUAAAGGUCUAGAGAAUAAAGUAGUGUAUAAAGUACUUAUUGGCUCACUUCAAUGAAAGUUGUUUCAGUAAAAAAAAAAAAAAAGAAAGGUACUUAUUGGCACACUCACUAUAUGGAUAUGAUGGGUUGAUAGACAGAGAGUUAGCAAGCAAGUUGUGGGUCUUUAGAGAAGGAUAGUGAGGGAGAGGUAGUGAGUGCAUGGUGGGACUUGCAAGAUGAAAGCACUUUUUAGUGGAGUACGAAUGUGAUAAAAUCUAUAGUGCUAGUGAGAUGACAAGGUUGAAUGGUGGUGGAGGCUGCCUAUCACGCUUAAAAAGUUUGAAAGCAAGGUCCUUUCACACCAUUUUUUACCUACCAUGUAUAAAUUUUUUUUUUUUAAUAAUUAUUAUUUUAUUAUUUUUUUUCCUUCUUAUUUGUCUUUUACAAAAUAAUGCAGCGAGAAAUGGUUCAUUGAGAAUACCAUCAUGGGUAAAUCUUUCAAUAAAGUGAUCCUUUUGGCCUAAUGGUAAAAAGGAGGCAUAGUCUCAAUAAAUGACUAAAGGGGUCAAGGAUUCAAUCCACGUUCUGUUGCUAAUGUUCAACAAAGCAGCUCUUUCUUCUUACAACUUUCCAUGUGCUAAUGUCAUCACUCUUUUCCAGAUUAUGUGUUCAUGCACACUUCUAUAUGCAUUGCGCCGUUGGAAGAUUAUCUCUUUCACAGUGGGUGGUGAAUCUCAAAGCAUCAGUGUUGGAAGGUCAAUGAUCCUUGUACCUUUCAAAACUUUGGUUAAAACACUUCCCCUCGCCUUAUCAUAUUUGUUUUACAUGGUUGUAACUAUGGAAUCCGUUCGUGGGAUCAAUGUUCCAAUGUAUACAACAUUGAGGAGAACUACUGUAGCAUUUACAAUGAUUGCUGAGUACUUGUUGACUGGCCAGACUCAUUCACCUUUUGUUGUUGCGAGUGUGGGGAUGAUUAUACUUGGCGCAGUGGUGGCUGGAUCCAGGGAUUUGUCAUUUGAUACCUACUCCUAUGCUGUGGUCUUCGUUGCAAAUAUAUGUACUGCUCUAUAUCUUGCCUUUAUUGCUCGUAUAGUACUUCCAGGGAAAUCCAGUGGUCUGAAUACCUUUGGCCUUAUGUGGUGCAAUGGGGUAAUAUGUGGGCCUCUUUUGCUACUCUGGAUAACAAUCAGGGGAGAUGUCGAAACAACAUUAAAUUUCCGUUACCUAUUUUCAUUCGGCUUCCAGUGUGUGAUGCUUCUCUCCUGUAUAAUGGCUUUCUUGAUCAACUACUUUGUAUUUCUAAAUACAACUCUCAAUUCAGCACUGACACAAACAGUCUGUGGUAAUUUGAAGGAUGUUUUUAGCAUUGGGGUCGGCUGGUUUCUGUUCGGCGGACUUCCCUAUGAUUUCCUUAAUAUUGUUGGGCAGUCACUUGGCUUCAUGGGAUCUUGCUUGUAUGCCUAUUGCAAGCUUCAUGGGAAAUAAGAUAUCAAGAUGAGGCUGCCUUCUAUGCUUUGGAGUCAUCUCUUAUAUACAAAAAAGAAUGUAUAGGUUAAUGUUGUGCUGACUUCUGCUUGCUUGUCAGCUCCCAAAUUUUGAUGCAAUCAUUUCACGUUGUGAAAAUGCCAAGGAGGAAGGAUGUAGAACAUCUAAGUUUAUUUUUCAUAUAAUUUUCUAAGUGAAUCUCUCACACCCACCUCAAAAAAUACUUCUUUGAUUAGGUCGGAUAAAUAUAAAAUCAAAAGUUAGUUUCAGUUUGGAA
Molecule: messenger RNA, 2937 nt
Organism: Cucumis melo (muskmelon)
Lineage: Eukaryota; Viridiplantae; Streptophyta; Magnoliopsida; Cucurbitales; Cucurbitaceae
Product: UDP-N-acetylglucosamine transporter UGNT1-like
Exons: 10
Coding region: 1728-2660 (310 amino acids)
Cellular component (GO): Golgi apparatus
Molecular function (GO): antiporter activity; GDP-fucose transmembrane transporter activity
Source: RefSeq, a predicted model, not a curated record